This is a messenger RNA of Ipomoea triloba (trilobed morning glory), 1051 nucleotides long. Its product is annotated as probable pectate lyase 16. The transcript is spliced from 4 exons. The record is from RefSeq and is a predicted model, not a curated record. Lineage: Eukaryota; Viridiplantae; Streptophyta; Magnoliopsida; Solanales; Convolvulaceae. Bases 1 to 1050 code for a protein of 349 amino acids. Gene Ontology annotation, molecular function: pectate lyase activity.
AUGAACGUCAUAGACUCCUGCUGGCGCACCAAGCCGAACUGGGCCUCCAACCGCCGCGCAUUGGCCGAUUGCGCCGUCGGGUUCGGGAAAAACGCCGCCGGCGGGAAGAACGGCGACAUGUAUAUGGUCACCGACCCGUCGGAUAACCCGGGGAACCCGAAGCGGGGCACGCUUAGGUACGGCGCUAUUCAAACGGCGCCGUUGUGGAUUACGUUUGCGAGGGAUAUGGUGAUUACGCUGAAGAAUGAGCUUAUGGUGAAUAGCUAUAAGACCAUUGAUGGGAGAGGGGCGAAAGUGGAGAUUGCUAAUGGGCCUUGCAUUACGAUUCAAGGGGUGACCAAUAUAAUCAUACAUGGAAUUAGUAUGCACGAUUGUAAGCCCGGGAAUUCCGGCACGGUGAGGGAUACUCCCACGCAUGCCGGCCGCCGUCGCGGCUCCGACGGCGACGCCAUUUCCAUCUUUAGUGCCUCCAACAUUUGGAUUGAUCAUUGCUACCUCGCACGUGCCGCCGACGGCCUCAUUGACGUCAUUCAUGGCUCCACCGCCAUCACCAUUUCUAACAACUAUUUCACUCAACACGACAAAGUUAUGUUGUUUGGGCAUAACGAUAACAACGUAGAAGACAAAGCUAUGAAAGUUACAGUGGCGUUCAAUCAUUUUGGCCCUGGUUUAAUUGAAAGAAUGCCUAGGGUGAGACUAGGUUAUGCUCAUGUUGCUAACAAUAGAUACACUGGAUGGUUGAUGUAUGCAAUUGGUGGGAGUGCAAACCCUACCAUUUUCAGUGAAGGGAACUACUUUAUGGCACCGAAUAGACCCGAUUCGAAGCAAGUUACAAAGAGGGAGGUAAAGAAAGGGUGGUCGAACUGGAAAUGGAGGUCGUCCAAGGAUAAAUUUCUAAAUGGGGCAUACUUCAUACCUUCCGGAUAUGGAAGCUGCGCGCCGUACUACACCAAAUCUCAGUCGUUUCCGGUGGCGGACGGGUCUAGGGUUCCGGCGCUCACGGCGGACGCAGGCCCGCUCAGAUGCUCCUCCUACUCCUCCAAAUGUUGAA